This is a messenger RNA of Malus domestica (apple), 507 nucleotides long. The record is from RefSeq and is a predicted model, not a curated record. Lineage: Eukaryota; Viridiplantae; Streptophyta; Magnoliopsida; Rosales; Rosaceae.
AUGGAUGAGAUGAAUGCGAGGAACAAGAGGCAGGUGGCUAACGACAACACCACCACUCGGACUGAGCAGCAGCAGCAACAUCAACAUCGACCACGAGUGGAUUUUGAAAUGCCAUUUAUUACACCGCAAUGCACCGCAAUGGAGCAACUGAAGAAACUUCGGAAUCCUCCCCCACCCCUAAACCAUGCACUCGUCACCGGACCCAUCGAUGGCAUUGGUAAGGCCUUCGCCUUCCAAUUAGCUCGGAAGGGGCUCAAUCUGAUCUUGGUAGGUCAGAAUCUGGACAAACUCAAGGACGUCUCGGACGCUGUCUUAGCCAAGUACGGCAAAACCCAGAUCAAGACCGUCGUGGUCAACUUCACCGGCAACCUCAACGACGGCGUCAGGCACAUUCGGGAGACGAUUGAAGGGUUGGAUGUGGGACUUUUGAUUAACAACGUUGGGAUUUCAUACCUGUAUGCUCGGUUCUUUCAUGAGGUGGAUUCAGAACUGCUCAGAGGAACUUGA